CGAGAUGCCCACCUCAGCAACACUUCUGCGUACGCUCAAAAGUCACUGUGAAGAAGUUGGCCAUUUCAAAUUGUCUCCGAAUGCGCAGCUACUAGCAUCUGCGGAUAAUCGAGACCUGAGACUUCGGGACGUCACCACCGGUGGGUUGGUUUUUGCGACAGACGCGCAUGGUGAAUUAAUCUUCAAUAUUGCUUUCUCGCCUGACAGCAAGCGAAUUGCGACAGUUGGCUCCGAAGGUUAUGCUCGGAUAUGGAAUACAGACUCCGCUCAAGAGCAGUGUGCCUUGAGUGUCGACGGUGAACCCAUGCUUGCGCUCGCCUUCUCUCCAGAUGGUAAGCUACUGGCAACAGCUUCGGAGGUCGUGAGAUUGUGGAAUCCGGACACUGGACUACUGCUGCAUACUCGACUUGGUCCAGGCGACCACAAUUUUCUUUCUCCUGAAGCUGUGUGGCACAGGGACGAAUACCCAAACGAAAUUGGUCAAGUAAGAUUCUCCCCCGAUGGCCAGACAUUGGUUUCUACAUGCCAUAGUACCAACACUACACGGCUCUAAAAUGUGCAGACCUGGAAGCUACAACGAACUAUCCAGGGCUACUCGGCCAGAUUUUCGCCCGACGGAAUGCAGUUGGCAUUUGUCGUCAACGGAUCUGCAGUUAUACAUCAGCUGACAAACGCACAAAUCAAGAGCAUCAUCAAUCUGGGUCCUCGACUGAGCCAAACCCCUGUUUUCUCGCCAGAUGGUCGAACUCUUGCUUCUUUUGGUCCAAAGGUAAGAUUGCUUUGUGGGACGCUGGAAGCGGGCAAUUGACACGAUUGCUGGAAGGACACGAGCGCAGGAUA
This is a messenger RNA of Aureobasidium subglaciale EXF-2481, 840 nucleotides long. RefSeq lists its product as uncharacterized. The transcript has a single exon. Gene Ontology annotation, molecular function: protein binding. Lineage: Eukaryota; Fungi; Ascomycota; Dothideomycetes; Dothideales; Saccotheciaceae. The record is from RefSeq and is a predicted model, not a curated record. Bases 5 to 553 code for a protein of 182 amino acids.